Molecule: messenger RNA, 1354 nt
Organism: Danaus plexippus (monarch butterfly)
Lineage: Eukaryota; Metazoa; Arthropoda; Insecta; Lepidoptera; Nymphalidae
Product: V-type proton ATPase subunit D
Exons: 6
Coding region: 121-870 (249 amino acids)
Cellular component (GO): proton-transporting V-type ATPase complex
Molecular function (GO): proton-transporting ATPase activity, rotational mechanism
Source: RefSeq, a predicted model, not a curated record
GAGAUCACAAGACCAACCAUAGACAUAAUUUUAUCAUUACUUGUCUUCUGUCAUCAGGUGAUCGAGAAUUAGGAGUAGAAUUUCUGCAUAGGGAUAUUUCCAAUAUUUACGUAAAACAAUAUGUCUGGGAAGGAUAAAUUGGCGAUUUUCCCUUCUCGGGGAGCCCAAAUGUUAAUAAAAGGCCGCUUGGCUGGAGCCCAGAAAGGGCAUGGUCUCUUGAAAAAGAAGGCUGAUGCCUUACAAGUUAGAUUCCGUAUGAUCUUAAGCAAAAUCAUUGAGACAAAAACUCUGAUGGGUGAAGUGAUGAAAGAGGCUGCAUUUUCCCUAGCAGAAGCUAAGUUUACAACCGGUGACUUUAACCAAGUGGUGCUCCAAAACGUUACUAAAGCACAAAUUAAAAUUCGCUCCAAGAAAGACAAUGUCGCUGGUGUAACUCUGCCGAUAUUUGAGUCCUACCAGGAUGGUUCCGACACAUAUGAGUUGGCUGGCCUUGCUCGUGGUGGACAACAGCUCUCCAAGCUGAAGAAGAACUUCCAGAGCGCUGUCAAGUUACUGGUGGAGCUGGCUUCCCUACAGACCUCAUUCGUCACCCUGGACGAGGUCAUCAAGAUAACCAACCGUCGUGUCAAUGCUAUUGAGCAUGUGAUUAUUCCCCGUCUGGAGCGCACCUUGGCCUACAUCAUCUCGGAGCUGGACGAGCUGGAGCGUGAGGAGUUCUACCGCCUCAAGAAGAUCCAGGACAAGAAGAAGAUCAUCAAGGACAAAGCUGAAGCGAGAAAAGCUCAAAUGUUGGCAGCCAACCGUGACCAGGACAUGAGAGACAGUGUUGCCAACCUGUUGGACGAAGGGGAUGAAGAUUUGCUCUUCUAAAAACAUUGAAUGUUAGUAGCAGUCGAAUUGAAGCCACACUUGAACCGAUAGAUGUUUUAUUAUUCGGAUUAUUUACAUAAUACUAUGAAGGCUCAAGGAGUAUUUGAUUGUAAGAGAACGAUUUGACUGCUUCAAAUUGAUAUUACGGUGUACAUACAAAGUAUAUUGUUGUCAUUGUUAUUUGCUUGAAAUUAUAUCCUAUCGCCCCGUGUUAUGGUUCAGUAUUUAAUGUUAGCGUCUUAACAUCUUGUAUGUAAGCAUUCCAAGUUUAAUAAAAUAAUAUUUAUAUACAGAAAUAUAUAUUAUAUUAAGAAAUGUGUAGAGUUUAGUUGAAUACGGCCCCGAAGUCAUAGCUUCACUGUAGUCAGUAUAAGUACACCCCACUGCGGUAUUGUUUUUUGAAUUGUUGUUUGAUAGAUCAGUUUAUUUUAAGUAAUCAUGUAAAUACAAGUUGCUGAAACAAAUAUCAAAUUAUUAUGAAUUA